AUGUCUGGAGUAGCAUGUGCCGCUGGUGUGGCCGCGACUGUUCCAGCCUUCCAUGUCAUAGCAGCGACGUCUAGAGCAGCACUGGCCGCCCAUGUGGUCCUCCCUGUUCCAGCUUUCCUUGACAAAGCAGCGACGUCUGGAGCAGCACGAUCCGUCAGUGUGGCCUCUUAUGUUCCUCCCUUCCUCGACAGAGCAGCAACGUCAGGAGCAGCGUGGGCCGCCAGUGUGACCGCAUCUGUUCAAGCCUUCCGCCAAGCCGGUGAAUACGCAUCUGUUCCAGCCUUCCUCGACAAGGCAUUGACUUCUGAAGCAGCACAUGCAACCGGUGUGGCCGUCUCUGUUCCAGCCUUCCUCGACAGGGCAGCGACAUCUGUAGUAGCAUGGGCCACCAAUGUGGCCGCCUCUGUUCCAGCACUCCUCGACGGAACAGCUACGUAUGGAGCAGCAUGGGCCGCCGGUGUCGCCGCCGCUGUUCCAGUGUUCCUCGACAGAGCAGCGACAUCUGGAGCGGCUCGGGCCGCCGUUGUGGCCGCAUCAGUUCCAGCCUUCCUCUUCAGACCUGCAACAUAUGAAGCAACACCGGCAGCCAGUGUGCCUGCCUUUGUUGCAGCCUUCCCCGACAGAGCACCGACGUCUGGAGUAGCACAGGACGCCAAUGUGGACACCUCUGUUCCAACUUCCCUCGACAGAGCAAUGACGUCUGCAGCAGCACGAGCCGCCGGUCUGGCUGCCUCUGUUCGAGCCUUCCUCGACAGAGCAGCGACGUCUGUAGCAGCACGGGCCGCCAUUUUCGUCGUCUCUGUUCCAGCCUUCCUCGACAGAACAGCGACGACUGGAGGAGCAGGGACCGCUAGUGUGUCCCCCUGUGUUCCAGCCUUCCUCGACAGAGCAGCGAUGUCUGGAGCAGACCGGGCCCCCGGUGUGGACGCCUCUGUUUCAGCCCUCCUUGACAGAGCAGCUACGCCUGGAGGACUAAGGGCCGCCAGUGUGGCCGCCACUGUUCCAGCCAUCCUUGACAGAGAAGCGACGUCUGGAGCAGCACGAGCCGCCAUUGUGGCCGCUUCUGUUCCAGCCUUUCUCGACGGAGCACCGACUUGUGGACCAGCACGCGCCGCCAGUGUUGCUACCUCUAUUCCAGCCUUAUUCGACAGAGCAGCGGCGCCUGGAUCAGCACAGGCCGCUAGUGUGGACGCCUGUGUUUCAGCCUUCCUCGUUAGAGCAGUGACGUAUCGAGCCGCACUUUCCUCAUCAGAGGAGUGA
Messenger RNA from Schistocerca gregaria, 1260 nucleotides. RefSeq lists its product as uncharacterized. The transcript has a single exon. The record is from RefSeq and is a predicted model, not a curated record. Bases 1 to 1260 code for a protein of 419 amino acids. NCBI's taxonomy places the organism in Eukaryota, Metazoa, Arthropoda, Insecta, Orthoptera, Acrididae.